UCAAUUUGUACAAAUAAUUAAAAAACUAUCAUAUGUUUUACAUACAACUGCAGUCUCUACCUCGACGUGCGCCAGAGAACAAGUUAAUAGUGUUUUUAAGUGUAUUGAAAAUAUAUCACAAUGAGUAUAAUUAAACAAAUUCUUUCUACACUAAUAAUAACUUACACAUGUACGACCUUGGGUCUACUAUUCACACUACCAUCUUCUACUAUCAAGCUCUUUAGUUCAGAGAACACGCCACUAAACCGAGUUAUGACAAAAAGUGAAAUUUCAAUUAUGGGAAGUAUUUCGUCUGCUACCAUGCUUAUAAUAACUCCAUUUUGUGGUUAUCUUUUGGACGUAUUAGGAAGGAAGCGUGCCUUAAUUAUUUUAUUUUCGCCACAAUUGGUGGCAUGGACAUUAUUGGUGACAGUAAAAAGAGUUGAAGGGGUUAUUUGUGCAAUGUGUUUCUGCGGUCUUGGUGGGUCUAUAUUUCCCAUCAUUCCGGUCUACAUCAAUGAGUUUUGUGAACCAUCCGUCAGAGGAGCCCUGAGUUCCAGUGGUUUAAUCUUACAUGGAAUAGGAAUGUUAUUGUCUUAUGGGAUAGGUGGUAUAGUAGACUACAGUACAUUGAACUAUAUAGGACUAAGUUUGGCCGUCGUUGGUAUGGUAUUGUUCUUCUUUUUAAAAGAAUCACCCUUGUAUUUAAUGAGUAAGGGUUUGGAUAAGGUAAGGUUUAUUCUUUUAGUUAAAUCGAAAAGUAUUAGAUGUAUCACAGGAAUAUAUACUAGAUAUUACACGUUUCAGGAAGCUGCUAAAUCCAUUGCCUAUUAUAAAGGAGUUGAGCUUGAUUCUAAAGAAGUCAUAAUACAUCUAGAGAACUUAAGACAACUUAUAAAAAACAGUGACAUAAAAUUAAAUGACAUCCCAGAAAUGGAGAGCUUAAAUCCGGAAACAAAAGCAACUUGGAAAAAUGUAUCAAUAUUUAAAUUUUUCGGGAAUUCGCCUUCUAGUCGUCGUGCAUUUAUCGUACUAAUCGUUCUUUUCACCACAUGUGUAUUUCAAGGCUUGACUGUAGUACAAGUAUUCGCACAACCACUAUUUGCGAAUGCAGUUCCGAGCAUGUCAUCAACUGUAUCGUCCAUUAUAUUUGGAUUGACACUGAUAAUAUCUAGCUUCGUUGAAGCCAUCUUAGUCGAAACAAUUGGCCGAAGAGCGUUACUAAUAGGCUCUUCACUGCUCACCGGUCUGUUGUGUCUAAUUUUAGGGACGCAAAUACAAUUUCAGUGGGGUCCAGGCUGGUUGACAGCUGUUUUUAUAUAUAUUUAUUCCAUGACUUAUACUUUCGGCGCUGGUAUUGUGCCUUACAUUUUAAUGGGAGAGAUAUUUCUGCCUCAGCAUUUAACAGAAAAUAGAGGAAGACGUGUGAAAACCACAUGCAAAAUCUUUAAAACCAAUAUUGGGAAUAAGACAUGAGUUUAGAUAACGUGAUGGAACAGUUAUAAAAAAACCUGGAAAAUGUGUUAGAUUUUGGUUUGGAAUUUGAAGGCAUGUUCAGUAAUGGAAAGAUACUAAUAACUUUAGAAGUGCAACGAUAUAUACGGAAAAUAAUAUAUUAAUUUACUGAUUGAGAUAAAAUAUUAUAUUUUUUUCUUUCCUUAAAUUUUUUUUUGUUCUAUAAUUGUUUCAAAAUUUUAAACAAUAUUCUCGUUAUGUUAAUAAUGACGAAUUGAAAACUUGGAUACCCGGACAUUUAUUUACACUCUAAUAUUUCGUGUAUGUCACAAGUCAGUCUCGUCUUAACCCCGUCUAAUCGCUUUUAUACCCCAAGGCCUUUAACGCGAAGACUUUUCGAAUAUAUCUGAGUACUUAUGAUUUUGAAUUUAAUCUUAU
Messenger RNA from Danaus plexippus (monarch butterfly), 1872 nucleotides. Its product is annotated as facilitated trehalose transporter Tret1-2 homolog. Gene Ontology annotation, cellular component: membrane. The record is from RefSeq and is a predicted model, not a curated record. NCBI's taxonomy places the organism in Eukaryota, Metazoa, Arthropoda, Insecta, Lepidoptera, Nymphalidae. Bases 121 to 1455 code for a protein of 444 amino acids. Gene Ontology annotation, biological process: transmembrane transport. The transcript has 7 exons. Gene Ontology annotation, molecular function: transmembrane transporter activity.